Messenger RNA from Aspergillus wentii DTO 134E9, 702 nucleotides. Its product is annotated as WSC domain-containing protein. Gene Ontology annotation, cellular component: plasma membrane. Bases 1 to 702 code for a protein of 233 amino acids. The record is from RefSeq and is a predicted model, not a curated record. The transcript is spliced from 2 exons. NCBI's taxonomy places the organism in Eukaryota, Fungi, Ascomycota, Eurotiomycetes, Eurotiales, Aspergillaceae.
AUGAUGCUCAAAUCCCUUGUCCUCCUCUCCCUCUCCGCUGCCUCGGUCUCUGCCCGCAGCUUCAGAACUUCAGGUUGCUUUGAUGACGCUGGUAGUCUUAAAGACCAGGGCACCUACACGUACCAGAACUACGCCUACUGUGUCCAAACCUGUCAACAGGGCGAUUUCUCCAUCGCGGCCUUGACCGACGGAGACAGAUGCUACUGCGGAAACGAACUGCCCCCUUCGUCGGCCAAGGUCGAUGACGGCAAGUGCAAUGUGAAAUGUUCCGGAUGGCCUCAAGACACCUGCGGUGGCUCCGAAACCUUCUCUGUCAUCGACAUCAACAACCAGGGCAUCUCGUCCAGCGACUCUGAAUACUCCGGCACAACGGCCGUCAGCGUCCCCUCCACCAUGGCGACUUCGAUCCUCAAGGCGACUGAUUCGGCUUCUGCUUCCUCGGCCAGCACUGCCGCUGCUGAGCCCACCACCACCAAGAUCCCCACCACCAUCCUGACCGCUCCCUCCAUGGGUUCCCAGAGUGGUGCCGGCGGCAUCGUCAUCGCCUCGUCCUCGCCCAUUGCUUCCAAGGCUGCUGGCGCUGCCUCUUCGUCUGGUGCUGCCGCUACCCCUUCGCCCAGUAACGGUGCUGCCGGUCGUUCCGUUCAGGUUGGCUCCGGUGUCGUGGCUGCCAUGUUGCCGCUCGUUGCCGCUUUGCUGUAA